AUGUCCGCCCUCCCUGCUCCCCAAGUGCCUCUUCAGAUUGAAUGGCAACCGGCAGCCUUAGGAUUCCAGGAGGGUCAGACACAGUUGAUCCACAACCCCAGGAUGGCGCUCCAGUCAUACAUCCCCGAAUGUGAGCCCACCUGGCAAGAUACCGAUAAAGUCACCCUACAGGACUUCUUUGCGGAGUUGCAGCGCUACCUCAAGCACAGCCUACAACAGGAAGUCAUCAAGGCCGGCAAUGCGCUAGCCUUGGUGCAAGAAAAACAAGAAGCUGAGGGAGUCCUGCUCCGGGAUGCCUUUGGCUACAUGCAAGAACAAGUCUCCUCAGUCCAGGCACAACUCCAGAGUUAUGCUCAGAGAGAUGACUUGGGAGCGGAUGAGAUGGAGGACAUUGAGUGGACAAACCCGGCGAUGCCCCCUAACUUCCUGGAAGACAUCCAGAAAGCUAUCAAUGAAGGGAGGCUCUCCAUCGCCAGAAUGCCCACACCAGCACCGGUCCCCAACCCUGCACCUCCGCAGAACUCCAGGUCUUCGUCCAGAGCGACCCUGAGAACCUUUCACCAAAGGGUGAACUCCUUUGCAGCGUUUCCGGUCAGGUCUCGCAGGCAGAGAACUCUUCCCCUGAUGAUGCCAACGGCUAUUGGAGGCUCACCUCUCCCUCCUCAGAGAGCCCCAGCAAGCCCUUUGGCAGGUGGCCUAGCCAGGCCCCCCCGACAGCCUAUAGAAGACGAUGACUACUACUCCCAGAUACCGGUCAGGAGUGGUCCCUCUGGGCUUCCCCCAGCCUGGGUUCGCCAGGGGCUAUUGUAA
Molecule: messenger RNA, 810 nt
Organism: Morchella importuna
Lineage: Eukaryota; Fungi; Ascomycota; Pezizomycetes; Pezizales; Morchellaceae
Exons: 1
Coding region: 1-810 (269 amino acids)
Source: RefSeq, a predicted model, not a curated record